Messenger RNA from Aspergillus pseudotamarii, 1497 nucleotides. Its product is annotated as ankyrin repeat-containing domain protein. The transcript has a single exon. Gene Ontology annotation, molecular function: protein binding. NCBI's taxonomy places the organism in Eukaryota, Fungi, Ascomycota, Eurotiomycetes, Eurotiales, Aspergillaceae. The record is from RefSeq and is a predicted model, not a curated record. The coding region runs from base 1 to 1497 and encodes 498 amino acids.
AUGCCGAGGCGCAGGGAAAAUGUGGAAUGCAUCCAUUGCGGACGCUUCCAUCCACAGUAUUAUGGCGCGGCAUUAAAAGGCCAUGCGAGGGUACAUCAGAACCGUCGAGAGGCUGCUCAAAGACAACGUGACCUCUCGACAGAAACAGAAGAUGAUGUGGUAUCAAUUCCACACGUUGCAGACGUACUUCGUCGUGUCCGGCGUCUAAAGCAAGAGCAACUUACUACUGAUAAUGUGGCACAAAAGCUGCUAGACGUAUGGGGUGAUGACGACGCGAGAAUGGCGUUGCUGCACCGUCUGAUGACUCCUCGUCUUCCACCUGGGCAAGGAGCAAGAUCGCUAUUGGCGACUGCCAGAAACAUAAUCCUUACCUUAACUGGUCCUCUGAUCCGAGCUGCGGUAAUGAUUCCCAGUUACUUCGAGCCUGGACCUUUGGAAGACCCUAUAUGGCCUGAGCAGGAGCCGUCCCACUACCCCAUACAUUCCUCCUUGGCAAGAACGUCAGUUGGAUUGGCUCUCCUUCGAGAUGAUGCUCGCGCAGUUGAGAUGCUAGUCACGCUUGAGAUGAGCCCGAACGGUAUGCUUUUAUGUGGGUACAACAUUUUGGCUGUGGCCGUCUUAACAUCGGCGAGGGAGGUCAUAGACUACCUCCUAUCCCUCAAGGAUGAGAUUCAAGUUGACCAGCAGGCAAACGCCUACGGUGAGCAAGAGACGGCGAUAACGCUGGCAUGGAAGAUUGGGAAUAUGGACGCGUUCAGGAAGCUCUUAACUCACAAUGGGGGUGGAGUCCCAGGCCGAAGCCUUUUUUGCAUCUGUGCUCAUGAACAGCAUGAUGCGUUCAAUGAGGUACUUCAACUGGGUUUGGAUGGCCGAGAACUUCUUCGGGCCCAACAUCCGAUCAACCAGGAGACCCCUCUUCAUGCCGCCGUAUUAAACAUGGAUUAUGCUGUCUUGGACGCAGUAAUGCAAUUGGCCGCGCGGGUUGGUAACAGUGAGGGUGACACGUAUCCUCAAUAUCUGCACCUUCGAAAUAGACAAGGCCAAACGCCUCUGAUGUAUGCGAUCGAGCAUCAGAAAUACAGGAACAUCGUAACCCUUCUCGACGACCAAGACAUCAAUCUUAACAAGCGAGCGUGGGGCGGCCAGACCGCGCUAUGGUAUGCUGCUCGCGCCGUGGAUCUAGCGCUCGUCGAUAUACUCCUCAUACUGCGGUGCGAUGCGGGCAACCCUCUUCCUCUUCAGUUUCCGACCAAAGGUACUCCGCUCAAUGCCUUGCUCUAUGCAUAUGAGGACAUUCUACAAGUAUACACGCAUGAACUACUGGAAGGUGUAAAGGGAGCACACAGGAGAUUCAGUCAGGGGAAGAAGGACAUUCUUGAGAUUGCUCGGACGUUACUCCAGUACGGUUGUCAAGCAAAUGUCGGGGAUGAUCGUUGGCGAAUGCCUAUGACCGAAAGACCAGAGGGAUUUCCAGAGUGGGGGGCGUUGUUCACGUAG